CCCCGAAUCCACAGCUUCCUUCGGCUGCCGGGGUGUCCGGUGUCCUGUGCCCGGUCUGUCUCCCUGUGCCCGCGCUGCCGCUGCAUUUGCCGCUGCCGCCACCGCUGCCGCCGCUGCAUACCGCGGGAGACGCCUGCGAACUGCUGAUUGGAGCCCAGGUCGAGCCUGAGCCCCCAGCUCUGCCCAGGAGCCCAGGCUGCCCCGUGGCCCCAGCACCGGCUGCAGGAGAGGAGCCAUGAGCUGCGUCCCGAACGGCCUCGCCCCCCUGGGGCUGGUGCUGCUGCUCUGCGGAGCCCAAGGCUUCUUCCUGCCCAACGUCACGCACUUGGAGAAGCUGCUCAGCAAGUACCGGCAGGACGGGCCGCAUGCGCGGGCCCGCAGGGCCAUCCCCCGGUCGGACCAGGAGGAGAUCCUCAUGCUGCACAACAAGCUGCGGGGCCAGGUGCACCCCCCGGCCUCCAACAUGGAGCACAUGACCUGGGACGAAGACCUGGCGAGGUCGGCAGCGGCGUGGGCCCACGAGUGCAUCUGGGAGCACGGGCCCACCAGCCUGCUGGUGUCCAUCGGGCAGAACCUGGCCGUGCACUGGGGCAGGUACCGCUCUCCCGGGUUCCAUGUGCAGUCCUGGUACGACGAGGUGAAGGACUACACCUACCCCUACCCCCACGAGUGCAACCCUUGGUGUCCAGAGAGGUGCUCAGGGGCCAUGUGCACCCACUACACACAGAUAGUGUGGGCCACCACCAACAGGGUCGGCUGCGCUGUGCACACCUGCUCGAGGAUGAACGUCUGGGGAGACAUGUGGGAGAAUGCCGUCUACCUCGUCUGCAACUACUCUCCAAAGGGAAACUGGAUUGGAGAGGCCCCGUACAAAACUGGCCGGCCCUGCUCCGAGUGCCCGCCCAGCUACGGAGGCGGCUGCAAGAACAACUUGUGUUACCGAGAAGGAACUUACGUCCCCAAACCUGAAACAGACGAGAUGAACGAGGUGGAGACGGCUCUCGUGACCGAAGGGAAACACGACUGGGUUCAGCCGAGGGUGAUCAGACCCAAGAAAACGUCCGCCGUGAGCUACAUGACCCAAGUGGUCAGGUGUGACACCAAGAUGAAGGACAAGUGCAAAGGAUCCACGUGCAACAGGUACCAGUGCCCAGCAGGCUGCCUGAGCAACAAGGCCAAGGUCUUCGGAACUCUCUUUUAUGAAAGUGCGUCCAGCAUAUGCCGGGCUGCCAUCCACUACGGGAUCCUGGACAACAAAGGAGGCCUGGUGGACAUCACCAGGAACGGGCGGGUCCCCUUUUUCGUCAAGUCUGAGAGGAAUGGCAUGGAGUCUCUGAGCAAAUACAAAGCGUCCAGCUCGUUCACGGUGUCAAAAGUAAAAGUGCAAGACGUGGACUGCUACACCACCGUCGCUCAGCUCUGCCCAUAUGAGAAACCAGGGACCCACUGCCCACGAGUUCGUUGUCCGGCGUACUGCAAAGACGAGCCAUCCUACUGGGCUCCUGUGUUUGGCACCAACAUCUAUGCAGACACUUCGAGCAUCUGUAAGACGGCCGUGCACGCGGGAGCCAUCAGGAACGACAGCGGGGGCUACGUGGACGUGAUGCCCGUCGAUAAGAAGAAGACGUACGUGGGCUCGCUCAGGAACGGGGUCCAGUCUGAAAGCUUGGAGGCGGCUCGGGACGGAAAGGCCUUCCGGAUCUUUGCUGUCAGGCCGUGAACGUGCAGCGCCGGGGCGAAGGGGGUCUUCCAGAGGGCGUCUGGGUUUUGCUUUUUGUUUUUAUUUUAUCAUUUGGGGGUGGGCUGGGGACAUGGAGUGGCAGGAAGCUUCCUUUGAGUGAGUGGUGUUCGGUGUCACAUCCUUGGUGCCUUGAUUUCAUCUCUGGGCCGUGGAGACACAGCAUCCUCUGGGGCCUGGCCGGACAGCUGGCGACUGGUGCUGCCGAGGCCUGGCGGCCUCCAUCCGCUGCCCGCUCUGCUCAGACAGUCGCUCAAGAGGCUCCUCCUCAUGUAGUCUCCUGGGGAGAGAGGAUUCCAAACGCGUGGAGAGAGCACCGUUCUCGGGGAUCCCGGGGUGCAGCCUCCAGGGGUGCAGGAAGAGGCAGACUGAGCCCACGCAAGGGGAGUUUCAGGAAUGGGGUAGAAGGUAGUUAUUAAAAAAAAAAAAAAAAAAAAAAAAAAAAAAAAAAAAAAGAUUUAAAACACAGUCCGUUCAUAUCAAUGGAGAAAAAUGAGUUUAGUGUUUGCUGGUCAGACAAAUGGGCCGGAACAGGGGGCUGGGGAAGCGAGACUCAGGCUCUGCCUUGGCAACUGUCCCGGCUGGCGUCCUGCCACGCGCAGGCGGAUUCUAUAUACAGCAGUGCUGGUUUAUUUAGAGUUCAAUAGUAACUCCAGAGGUUUAUCUUGUCUUUGUCCUUCCCUUCGCCCAUGUGGCCGUCCGCUGUCCUGACGUUUGGUCUCGUUGAGGACUAAUGAACCAGGAUCCUUUCUUUACCCCCUCCCCAUUGUGGCUCACACACCGGCCCAGACUAGUUUAGGUGUCAUAGUUCACAACGGGGUAUUUGCUUUGCAAGGGAUUCUGUUUGAAGCCCACUUUUUUUUUUUUUUAAACUCCUCAUCUCUGUUGGUUUCACCGAGAUAGCUAAGAACAGCCGAAGAAGAGGUGUUUGGUUGCUGCUUUUAAAAAAUGACAAUUAAACGUGCAGAUUCGCCGUCUGUCUGGUGACCUACUUUUUAGCAGUGGGAGGAAUGGAUUCCUUGGUACCUUCUUCGCCGAGGUUAGCAGCGCUGGGAAGAGGAACAGCCUGUGGUUAUGAAAUGGUCCUGCGGCCUCAUAACCACAAGAGAGAGUAACACUCGAGAAGGAUUCCUCUUCCUGUUUUUGUGGAGCAGCUCUUGCCAAAUGUUCCUGAGACUCCGAGGAGUGUGGUGCUCUCUGGCUUCCUUCACUUUACAAACGUUCUUCAUGAGCCCAGACCGAAACCCACAGGGAAAUAAAAUACCCCUUUUUAAACAGUGUUUCUUUGCAGAAGGUAAAAUUCCACCCUCCAGCAUCAGGCUGGCCAAUAGAUCACUUUGGUGGACACCAGUUUCAAAUUUGAUUUCACUCCCCAUCAAAAUAUUUCACAGGCAAAGGAAUCACCAGAAAACACACA
This is a messenger RNA of Pipistrellus kuhlii (Kuhl's pipistrelle), 3155 nucleotides long. RefSeq names its product cysteine rich secretory protein LCCL domain containing 2 (gene CRISPLD2). Bases 236 to 1720 code for a protein of 494 amino acids. Lineage: Eukaryota; Metazoa; Chordata; Mammalia; Chiroptera; Vespertilionidae. The record is from RefSeq and is a predicted model, not a curated record. The transcript is spliced from 15 exons. Gene Ontology annotation, cellular component: extracellular region.